UUUACAGAGAAAAGGUUAAGUUGGGAACGUUAGUGAAUACCAGCCGUGGUGGGUGGCCUAGAAGCAACAGCAGAAAACAGGAAAUGAGGAUCAGUACACCAGCGUUUCUCUGUACUUUCAAUGCUCAUCUGGUAAUGUUUUGAGGGGGGGGUGAUUAGGGGGAGACAGCUGACCACUAUUUUCACUUUCGUAACGUCAUGCCGGCUCCUCCAAGCUCUAAAACAUCCAUAGAAACUAAAACUCCUAGAAACUCCAAAAACACUCUUACAGACUCAAAAACUCCCCUAUAAACCUCCCCCUCAAAAAAUCCCUAAUAGCUCAUAAACCACUAUUAUAACCUCAAAGUUCACAGAUAAACAUACUGAAACACACGUUAUUAUUAUUACAAAGCCUCCCUCUCCCCAGAAGAGAGCGCGAGCAUCACCGAUCAGCUGACUUUUGUUUACCUUGACACGACUCUACUCGGAUCUUGACGGGGCAGUAUUUUAACCCACUACUCACAUCAAACACCACACACUCCCCGCACACCACAGCCACAACCUCCACUACGCACACACAUCGCCGCAGCUGCAUUUUUAAGCCUCUGAGUGGCAAAAUCAGUAAAAAUAGGAGUGAUUUUCUGGCCACGGGCGGGUGUUGCUACUGACGAAGGGAGAGGAAGAAGAAAAGUGUUCUAAGAUUUUCACCAUGGCUACCUCGCUCCCCUCUGCUCCUUCAGGCUCUGCCACUACUGUUGUCGAACCUGAAGCCAUGACUCUUGGCCCAGAAGAACAGGUGUCAAGUGGAGUGGUCCGUCUCAAGCUACACAAGCCGAGGACCAAGAAAGUCAGCUGGACCAAUGAUACGGUUGACAACGAACACCUUGGGAAGAAGAAAUCAAAGUGCUGCUGUGUGUACAUCAAGCCACACGAGAUUGACGUGAGCAGCUCAGAGACAGAUGAGGACGAGUGUGAACAUUGCUCAGGCCAUGUGGAGAAAAAGAAGAAGAAGAAGAAGAGCGGACAGCCUCUUCCCAAUAGCCAAAGUGAGAGUGGAGGUGCCAGCAAGGAGAAGUGAAGGAGUACUACUUAAUAAGGUUCCGAAAGUGACUGUAUCUGUCUGAUCAGGUAUUAGGUAUCAGUCUGCCAUGUGGAGUGGAGGGAAGAGAAGGAAGGAAACAAAGCUGGAACACACCACUUCUUGUUGCUCGUGAUUGUUUUAGUUUUACGUUUGAUUUAACUUACAUGAUUGCCUCUUUUUUAUUUAUUGUUAUUGAGUUGUAUUGUGUAUGGUAUGACUCGGAAUGGUCAGUGUCAAGUUGCUUUUCCUGGUGGAUGGAUGGAGUCUGCGUGGUGGUGACAGACAGACAGACGCUCUGGUCUUGUCAGUGGAGGAUGUGUCGCCUGGCUUGGUGGAGGACAGAUGACACUCAUGGAUGUCUGAUAUGUGGCUUGUGGUGAGAUGAAGACUUGCAAUUUCAAACUUAUUAAUGGAAAAAAGGAAACUUUAUAUUCCUCAAAAACAUGAAAAAUUUAGAAUGCAUCAUAAGAAAAGUUAAUAAAGUUAAAACAUUUAUGAAAUAAAAAGUUUGGGUGAAAUUGAGAACUUGUCUAUGAACUAAGAAGUUUGUGUGAAAUUGAAAUCUUGUCUGUGAAGAAAGAAAAAAAAGAAAGAAGACUUCAUGUUCAAAAGAAAACAAAAUAAGAAGACUUAAAGAUUCAGAAAGUAUAUCAAUGAAAUUAAAAUUACCUUAUGAACUGAAAAUGUAAUGCAAGAUCGAAAAUUUAUUGCAAAAUAAAAAAAUAAAAAGAAAUAAGAAAAGCAAAACUUAUGAUUCUUAAAAAAAAAUAAGAAUGCAUAGUGAAAGGAAAAAAAAAAACAAGUAAAUUGAAAAUACUUAAGUUAAGAACUUAUAGUGAAUAAACAAAAUGAAACAUUACUUCAUAUUCCUUAAAGGAAAAUAUCAUGAAAAUUAAACAAAACUUCUCAAGUGGAUGAAAAAAAAGGAUUAUAGAAAUUGGUUUAAAAUAGACAAGCAGAUCAUAUCAAACUUCGUUUAGAAAGGAAAAAAAAGCAACCAUUUCAAACUCUAAAUAACUGAAAUAUUGAACAGACUAAACAAAACAGAAACAAAGUAAAAAAAAAAACAUGAAUCUAUGAAAAAAAAAAAAAUCAGUUCCAAACAGAAAAAGCAAAAAUAUUGGAUACAGUAAACAAAGUAAAAUAUAUACGAGUCUAGGGAAAAAAAGUAACCAUUUCAAACACAGAAAACUAAAAUAUCAGAUAGACUAAAUAAAACUGAAAUAAACAAAACAUAAAUGCGAGUUUAUGGCAUUUGACUCCUGGCUUCUCUGUGCAAAGCAAAGAAAUACACAACCUGCAUGCAAGCCAUUUAUUAAUGUAGAUACACAUAGUGGUGGGUGUUACGGAGUGUUACAGACGUGUUAUGGGGUGUUACACAACUUUCAGAGUAAUGGGGGAGUGAGAGUACGUAUUUCUGUAUUAUAAUGAGAGGAUAUUUUUGAUAAAGAGUUUACAGUUGUGUGUCAUGUUACUGAGCAUAAAUACAAGUGUUUGAGUGAGUGCUGGAGAGAGAGAGAGAGAGAGAGAGAGCAUGUGUGGCUCCAGUAUUGUACUGUUGUGGAGAAGAAAGUGAGAGAGAGAGAGAGAGAGAGAGAGAGAGAGAGAGAGAGAGAGAGAGAGAGAGAGAGAGAGAGAGAGAGAGAGAGAGAGAGAGAGAGAGAGAGAGAACAUGUGUGGCUCCAGUAUUGUACUGUUGUGGAGAAGAAAGUGAGAGAGAGAGAGAGAGAGAGAGAGAGAGAGAGAGAGAGAGAGAGAGAGAGAGAGAGAGAGAGAGAGAGAGAGAGAGAGAGGUUCCAAUUAUUGUAUUGUAAAGGUAAUAAUUCAGUUUGGAUGUUUAAGGAUAACUGAGUGGUGGAAGUAUGGGGAAGUGUGUGAGAGAGAAAGGGAAGGAGAGAGAGAGAGAGAGAGAGAGAGAGAGAGAGAGAGAGAGAGAGAGAGAGAGAGAGAGAGAGAGAGUUCCAGUAUUAUAAGGUAAUGGCUAAGCUUUGGACAUGUACAGGCAGCUACGUAAAUUGUUCCCUGAAGGACUGUUCUUGACGAGCUUUCAAAAUUUGACGAGUUUGCAUGGUAGCGAGUUUGUUUAUGUUGUAUCUUUGGUGGAUGGUGAAGUGAAAAUGUGAGCCCUAAAAUUUUCAUUCUUUUUCUUUUCCUUUUUAUAAAAACUCAUAACUUUAGUCUCGAAUGAAUUAUGAAAUGGAAAUGUGGCCUUUUUUUUUCUUUUAAUGUAAUAAUCUCAGUUUACUUAAGUGAGUCUUUGUUUACAUAAAAGCCACUUUGGUCUUAAUUAAGUGAUGAAAUGGAAAUCUAGUGAUUUUUUAAAUGCCAUAAGAUUCUGGUUUAAGCUGGAAUUAAGUAAUGAGAUGAAAAUCUAACGUCUUUUUUAUUUGAAAGCUUUUUAAGUUAUUAAUAUAGUGGAAACCUGAUUAAUCUCUUUUUGUAUAAUAGGUUUUUAAGUUUAGUCUCAAUUGAGUGAUAAGAUGGAAAUUGUCUUUCUAAAUAUAAUUAAGCCUCUUGUAUAAGUGAUGAAGAUAUAGUGAAUGUUUAUUUAUGUAAAAGGCCCAUAACUUUCAUGAAUCUUUGUUUUACACAAUACUCUCUUCAGUUUAUUUUCUUGCAUGAGUGAUGAAGUGAAAAUAUAAUAAAUUUGUGUGUAUCAGCAAAGAUUUCUGUGAGCUUUGAGUUAUAAAUGGGAAAAUAAAAGUGCAGUGAGUCUAAAACUUUGGAAAAGUCUCAUCAAUUAAAAAGCAAUGAAACAAAUGUAACAAUUAUAUUUAAGUAACAGCCUCAGUUUAUAUUCUUGAAUAAAAGCAAUAAAUGGAAAAUAAAAUGUGGUACAAGUUGAAGAAGUUAAAAUUAUAACACUGCUAAGAAAGAGAGAGGGAGAAAAAGAAUGAGGAUGUGUUGAACAGAUAAAAUUACAAGAGAGAAAGAGAGAGAGAGAGAGAGAGAGAGAGAGAGAGAGAGAGAGAGAGAGAGAGAGAGAGAGAGAGAGAGAGAAACAAACACUUCAAGAGACCAAGAAAACAUGUGGUGAAGGAACUGCAGUUUGUCAAAGGAAGCAUUUAUCGCAUGGACCAUAUUCUGAAACACUUCAGUACCGCACCUCCACUACAUUCAAAAGCCUCUGGUUGAAGCUACACAGGUUUUCAAGGAUGUUUUUAUGGUUCUAGUGGCAGAUUAACAAGAUUUCAACUCUAUUAAUAGGAGGAACACUCUUGAAAACCUGGCUAAUCAUCUUUGUUACCCUUGAAAAUAUUCAUGGUGAAAUUACAUGAGUCUUUAAGGAUAAUUUUUAUGGUUCUAGUGACAGAUUAACAAGAUUUCUACACUAAUAACAGGAGAAACACUCUUGAGAACCUGGCUGAUCAUCUCUGUGGUCUUUGAAAACAAUCAUAGUGAAGUUACACAAGUCUUUAAGGGUAUUUUUUAUGGUUCUAGUGCCACAUUAGCAAGAUUUCUAUACUAUUAACAGGAGAAACAUUCUUGAGAACCUGGCUAAUCAUCUCUGUGGCCUUUGAAAAUAGUUGUGGUAAGAGAGUAGUGUUUCAGAAUAUGGACCAGUACUCUGCCAGUCUAUCCUAAGCCAACCACUGCUCCUGACACUCCCUACACUCCACUAGCUCACCAGUCUGUCCGUGAAGUGCAUGGAUGUGACUGUAGUGAGAGAGUGGAGAUGGCUUUGAUUUGGUUUUCAAUCCCUUCACUGUUGUGUCUGUCAUCAUACACUUGUUGUAAUCUUGUGAUGCCCUGAGUGAUAUUAAACUGAUGCUGUGAUAUUGGAGCUGAAAGAAGGGCAGAAAAUAAUAUAUAGGUAAACCACUUCAUCUUCCUCAUUAAAAAGAAGAAAAAAUAGUAUAAACAAGUGAUAUUUAGAUAAAUAAUGUAUCUUCCUCAUAAAAAAGGGAAAAAAAUAGUAUAAACAAGAGGUAUUUAGGUAAAACAACUUCAUCUUCCUUGUUUAAAAAAGAAAAACAUAGUAUAAAAAAAAGAUGUUUAGAUAAACAACUUCUUUCUGAUAAAAAAAGGUUAAAAAAAAUAGGAAAAACAAAACUUCUUGAAUGAAUGAGAACAAAAAGGCAAGUGAAUAUGACAGUGUUUGCUGGAGCAUAAGCAUAUUUGGACAAACAACUUCAUCUUCCUCAUAAAAAAAAUAAAUAAAUAAAAAAAAUAGGAAAAGUAAAACUUCUCAAAUGAAUAGGAAAAUAAAAUACAAGUGAAUGCAGCAGUGUACUCUGAAGCAUGUGCAUACCAGCCAGUCACAUUCCUUGGGAUGAGUCACCAUUAAAACUAUUCUCCUUUGAAACUGAACCAUUAAAACUAUUCUCCUUUGAAACUAAACAGCACAAAUUAUGUAUGCAAAUUAUAUCUUUCCCUCCCACCCUUUUUUUUUUUUUUUUUUUUUUUUUUUUUUUUUUUUUUUUUUUUUUUUUUUGACACCCCGAUGUGUGGUGGUGUGAAGUGUGCUGGUGGGUGUGCUUGGGUAUACAGUGGACAGAGUUACGUAUAGGCAGUAUAGAUAAUGAGGAUAAAUUUGUAUCAAAAAGUCAUUUCUUCUUUCUGGACUUUCUCCACCACCUUUCAUCCAUUCGGUUGUUGAUUUUUUUUAUUCUUCUUCUCUUUUAUGCGAAAGUAGUGUCUAAGGGUAACAUAAUUUAGAUAUAUGUAAACAAAAAAAUGCCUCAAUAUGAUUCCUAACAUCAACACCCAAUAUAAUUACUAUUGACAAUAUAUAUUACUACCGUGAUCAGUAAUUUCUGUAUGUAAUUAAUAUUUAUAAUGUAAACACCAUCAGUCCAUAUUCACAACUAAAAACAAGCAUGACUGUAGGUCUUACUGAUAUAAGUACUUCUUGAUGUCAACACCCAAUGUUACUUCCCUCAACUGUCAAAAUUGUCUAAACAUCUAUGAUUUACAAUUCCUAUACAUUACUCAUAUCUAGGGUAAACACCACCAGGAAAGACAUAUUUAUAACCAAAACAAAACAUGACUGCCAUGCUUAGUAAUUCCUACAUAUUACUGAUAUUCAUAGAUAAUGUAAACACUACCAUUAGUACAUAUAACCAAAACAAAAUGUGAUUAAAGGUACAUCUCAGUGAUAUACUUCCUUACAUCAACAGCCAAUGAAGUGAAAGGGGACAGAGGCUGACUGACAGAGUGAGUUACUUCUCAAUGCAAAUUUAUCCUCAUUAUUUGAACAGUCUAUAGCACAGUUGUCCAGUUAGUGAUGCCACAGAGGUCUGUAUUCUCAAAUGUUUCAAUAUCUUAUCUUGAUUAAUUUUGGCAUGUUGUAGUGGAUGUUAUUGUGAUAUUCAAGGAUGUCUGUGCUAACAUUAGGAAACAAAAUGCCCAUGAGAAAGAAUCCAACUAAUCAUCUCUGUGGCUUUGAAAACAUUCCUGGUGAGAGUGUAAAGCAUUUCAGAAUACACUAUGAAGUCAUGUCAGGUAAACAAGGCAAAGUGUAAUAAAGAAAACACUUGUUACUUCCUCUACUGUUGGUGAUGGGAAGCUGUACAUUGACUAAAUCCGAAACACAGUGCUUGGCGAUAGUUUCAUGGCCAGGGUUAAGGGGACACCUCCAGAAAUGUCUGCUAGGUAAGACUGCAUAAUAAUUUGUUACAACUCAUUAAAUUACAUAGCUGGGAGACGAAAUCCAUUCACUAUGCACUCUUUUAUGUUGAAAGGAACCACUCAUAAGAUCAGAGUUACCAUGUGGAACGAAGUCAAGUGAAGUGCUGGUUCCAUGGUUUGUUUUCACUGUUCGCUGGCUAGAUCUUCCAGUAUAUUUUACAAGGAGCAUCAUCACUGUGUCUUUUCAUUAUGAGCGUUCACAUUUUUCGGUUCUAAAGAACAGAAUAAAGCAUAGUUGUGUAGCAAGUAUGUGUGAAUUGCUUGUAUAUUCCUAUUACUCCAGCUCAUGUGAAGGUUUGUAUUCUUAAAUGUUUUGGUACCUUGUAUGCUACUCUUAACAGGCUCUAGUGGAUGUUGUUGGGGUUCUCAAGGCUACUUCCAUGUUUCCAGUGGGAGAUGAACAGGUUUUCUCAUUUCUUCUGUUUGCUUAAUGUACGCCAGUGUAAGUUAAAAAGCAGCCAUGAGAACCUGGCCAAUCAUCUGUGGCCUUUAAGAACAGUCCUACAAGAGCAGAAAUCAUUUAAGAACACAGAUUAGAGAUACACCGCUGUAGUGCUGUGGUAAACUCUGUGUUCUCUAGGCUGCACCAUGUCUCUGUGCUGCUCCACACUACUACACACUAACCCUGCAUAUCUGUGGACAUCGGCCGAGUGACACACCACACUCCUGUGUUUAAGUCUUGCCUCAAACUUACUCCAGGAUUCAGGUUUUUUAAGGCAAUCUGCUCAGAGGAGUUAUAGUUGAGGUAGAAGAUGAAACAGUGUACAUUAGUGUGGAAUCUACAGAAUUUGUCAUAUGAUCAGUAGGUGAGUGUGGAGAUUCAGUAUAAGAAUGGAGAAGGCUGAGAAACUUAUGUAGAUUUGUGGAACUGAAACACUGAGUUAAUUCAAUGAUACAAAAUUCCAGCUGCUUAGAAGCUUAUGUAGAUGUGCUGAACUAAAACACCAUUUUUUGCUAUAGGCAACUCUGUAAUACAGAAUUACAGCUGCUUAGAAAUUUUUGUAGAUGUAGACUGAAACACCAUCCUGCUACGGUCAGUUCACUAAUACAAAAGUCCAGCUCGUGUAGAUGUGCUGAGCUAAAACACCAUCUUUGCUUGAAUCAAUUCUAUGAUAUGAAAUUCCAGCUCCUUAGAAACUUAUAUAGAUGUUAGGAAGUAAAGCACCACCCUUGCUUGAAUCAAUUCAAUGAUAUGAAACUCCAGCUGCUGAGAAACUUGUGUAGGUGUGCUGAGCUAAAACACCAUCCUUACUCAAGUCAGUUCAGCAAUACAAAACUACAAAUAAACAAUACUCAGCCCCCACACUCACCCACUGAUAGCACAACAAGGCCUCUACUCAACCCAGAUCACCACCUCCCUAUCACUACCAGCUUCUUCGUGACUGUGGUUUGUUUAUGUUCAUUUGCUCCUCGUGUUUGGUGUCCAACAUUGACGUAGAAUGUCCGAGUCUCUGUGGCAGGGCGGGAAACAAAGAGCAUAUCAUGUACAUAGGUUUAAUUAAUUGCACUGAGCAGCCAUUCGGAUUCCACGCAAGGUUAGUGUUGUUGUCAUUAUCGGUACAUACGUGCAUACAUUGUAGUGCAUUUGUUCGUUCGUUUGUUCGCCCACCUGUGUUCAUUUCUCGAGUAUUUUCUGUCUAUACAUAUCGUCGUUUUGGUGUCGUGUGGUAGUUGAUUUUUUUUCCCAGUUUGUUUGUUAUUCUGUAUUCCUAGGGAUGUUGUUGUUUUCCUUAUCCUGUAAUGUGUUGCUGAAUUUCAAAUGUUCACUGGCAGUUUCAGAGAUGUGUGUUAUUUGUUGUGUUUGCCAUGUUCCAUGUUUUGGUUUACAUCUCUUUACCAUCUCUUUACCAUCUCUCUCUCUCUCUCUCUCUCUCUCUCUCUCUCUCUCUCUCUCUCUCUCUCUCUCUCUCUCUCUCUCUCUUUUACAGUUGUAUUUCAUAUUUCUUAUUUUCUUUCCUUGGUUUAAUUCUCAUGACUAAUGUUAUUGACUUUUACCAGAUCACAAAUAUGUAGAAUCAUUUCAAAUUUUUUUUUUUUUUUUUUUUUUUUCCCUAUUUUGUGUUCAUUAACUGUAUUUUACUUCUUGAUUUCAAUGUCCUUGGUUAACUUUCCAUGAUUUUUAUUAUUAUUAUUGGCAUUUACCAAAUCACAAAUACACACAACCAUUUCAUAUUCUUUUUUUCUUACUAUUUCACUUCUUAAUUUGUGAAUCCUUGAUUCACUUUGUGUGAUUUAUAAUAUUGGCAUUUACUGAAUCACAAACCUUUCAGAAAUUAAAGUCCUGUCUGCACUUUGAGUCCAAUAACUGUAUUUCACUUCUUGGUUUCUGCAUUUUUUGUUUAAGUUUGUGUGAUUAAUAUUAUCAGCAAUUACUGAAUCACACACAACCAUUGGAGAUUUUUUUUUCACUACAUUUCCAUCAGGUCUAUUUCGUGUCUUGUUUUCUGAUCCAAUGAUUAAGUUCCCGUUUUAUAUUAUUGGCCAUUAACUGAAUCACACAACCAUUUUAAAAAAUUCACAUUGUUCCACUUGGCUUUCAUCACUGCUAUUUCAUCUCGCUUUCUGAUCCUUUGGUUAAAUUUCUUUGAUUUAUAUUAUUAUUCAUUGAAUCACACACCACCAUUUCAAAACUUUACAUCAUUCCAUUUGUUUUUUAUCAAUGCUAUUUUGCCUUACUUUCUGAUCCUUAAGUUCCUUUGAUUUAUACUAGUUGUCAUUGAAUCACACACAGCCACUUCAGAAGUUCACAUCCUUUCACUUUGUUUCCAGCCACUCUGUGUCAUGUCUUGCUUUCCAUUCCCUUGGUUUGAUUCCCAUGAUUGCCUAACAUUAUCAGCAAUGCGCCAUGUAGAUAGCUCAUCCUGUUUUUUUGUUCUGACCUAUAGUCUCCUCAAUAACAUGUCUUUCGUAGUGACAUGAGAAUGUAUAGUUACACUUUUUUAUGCCCCAAACUGUGCCCUUAGAUGUGGAGUUUGAAGUGUGUUGUUGUUCCUUUGGAGUUGUUAUCCUGAGGGGGGAGCUUAAAGAAAUGUAAAUAUAUGCUCUCAUCCUGCUGCAAAGCUAUCUGUAAUGUGUUGAUGGUGAAUCAAAACUGUGUGCCAAACAGUUCCAUUACCAGAAGACAUGUUAGUAUUGUUUCUUUCCAGUACCAAAGAGAUAAUAAAAGCAAACCUGAGUGUUCAUACUGUAAGAAGAACAAUCAGAUGUUGACCUAUGAAAAAUAUAAUAAUAAUAAUAAUAAUAAUAAUAAUAAUAAUAAUAAUAAUAAUAAUAAUAAUAAUAAUAAUAAAACUUACUACAUACCUUA
Molecule: messenger RNA, 9997 nt
Organism: Scylla paramamosain (green mud crab)
Lineage: Eukaryota; Metazoa; Arthropoda; Malacostraca; Decapoda; Portunidae
Product: E3 ubiquitin-protein ligase PPP1R11-like
Exons: 4
Coding region: 688-1056 (122 amino acids)
Cellular component (GO): nucleus
Molecular function (GO): protein serine/threonine phosphatase inhibitor activity; protein phosphatase 1 binding
Source: RefSeq, a predicted model, not a curated record